Lagopus leucura (white-tailed ptarmigan) is the source of this 4321-nucleotide messenger RNA. RefSeq names its product GRB2 associated regulator of MAPK1 subtype 1 (gene GAREM1). Bases 36 to 2684 code for a protein of 882 amino acids. The record is from RefSeq and is a predicted model, not a curated record. NCBI's taxonomy places the organism in Eukaryota, Metazoa, Chordata, Aves, Galliformes, Phasianidae. Gene Ontology annotation, molecular function: proline-rich region binding. The transcript has 6 exons. Gene Ontology annotation, biological process: cellular response to epidermal growth factor stimulus; epidermal growth factor receptor signaling pathway.
UCCGCGCCGCUGCCCUGCCCGGGCCAGGCGGGAAGAUGGACCCCGGCUCCUCGCUGGGCUUCAGCCUGAAGGACGUGAAGUGGAGCGCGGUGGCCGUCCCUCUGGACCUGCUCGUCAGCACCUACCGCCUCCCGCAGAUCGCCCGGCUGGACAGCGGAGAAACUGUAGAAGGCCUUCGAGAGAGUGAUUACCUCCUGAUUCAUUCGUGUCGGCAGUGGACAACAAUUACAGCUCACAGUCUGGAGGAGGGCCACUACGUCAUAGGGCCAAAGAUAGAAAUCCCUGUACAUUAUGCAGGGCAGUUUAAGCUGCUGGAACAAGACCGAGAUAUUAAGGAGCCAGUGCAGUAUUUUAACAGUGUGGAGGAGGUGGCUAAAGCAUUUCCUGAACGAGUUUACGUCAUGGAGGAAAUAACAUUCAACGUUAAGGUAGCUUCAGGUGAAUGCAAUGAAGACACUGAGGUUUACAACAUUACCCUUAGUACUGGGGAUGAACUCACUUUAAUGGGACAAGCAGAAAUCCUUUAUGCAAAAUCUUCUAAGGAGAAGUCACGACUCAACACCAUCUUUAAAAAAAUUGGUAAACUUAAUUCAAUUAGCAAACUUGGCAGAGGCAAAAUGCCCUGCCUCAUCUGCAUGAACCACAGGACCAAUGAAAGCAUCAGUCUCCCAUUCCAGUGUAAGGGCAAGUUUAGCACCCGCAGCCCAUUGGAGGUGCAGAUGCAAGAAGGUGAGCACACAAUUCGUAAUAUAGUAGAAAAAACCCGGCUGCCUGUUAAUGUGACUGUGCCAAGCCCUACACCGAGAAACCCCUACGACCUGCAUUUUAUCCGUGAAGGGCACAGAUACAAGUUUGUCAACAUUCAGACCAAAACUGUGGUGGUUUGUUGCGUGCUUCGUGGCAACAAAAUUAUUCCCAUGCAUUUUCCCUUGCACUUGACACUUCCAAAAUUUACUCUACCUGACAGUCUUGUGAAGGGGGAGCUGUGGCACGAAUCCCUCAUCCAGCAUUGGUUUAAUAUAUGCCAGGAACAGUUUGACAUAGAUGAGUAUUCCCGGGCCGUGCGCGAUGUGAAAACAGACUGGAAUGAAGACUGCAAGAGCCCAAAGAAGAGCCGGUGCAGCGGGCACACUCACGUGCCCAACUCCCUCAGCUAUGCACGGGACGAACUCACGCAGUCCUUCCACCGGCUGUCGGUGUGUGUUUAUGGCAACAAUUUGCAUGGCAAUAGCGAAGUGAACCUCCACGGCUGCAGGGACCUGUGUAACGAGUGGGCACUGUUUUCUCACGAUGCGCUUCAGUACCAGGAUUCUGGUGACAGUAGCAGUGAUUACCUUUUUCCAGAGGUUGGUGAAGAGUCCAUGUUUCUGCCUACAAAACCAGAACUUCCUUACGAAGAGCUGUGGUUGGACCAAGGGUCUGGAAAGCCUGGUGAGCAGCCUCUCACUCGCUCGCUAAGUGAGAAGAACAAAUGUGACAAUUACAGAGGAUCCUUCCGAUCAAAGUGUGGUAGUCCAUCUCUUCCUGUGCCUGGGACAGUCGAUGCAGCAACAAAGUCUGCGGAUGUUUCCCUACCUCCACCUCCAGUGCCUCCCAAAUCAGAAGCAGUAAAAGAGGAAUGCAGGCUCCUGAACGCUCCCCCUGUCCCACCACGGAGUUCAAAACCAUCUUCCACUAGUCCUUCCAUCCCUCCUCGCACAGUCAAACCUGCACGACAGCAGACGCGCUCUCCUAGCCCUACUUUGUCCUACUAUUCUUCAGGACUGCACAACAUCAACGUCACAGAGAGUGACAGCACGAACCCAGCUGAGAGCAGCACACCUGUUUCAUGCUACCCUUGCACCAUGAUGAAAACUGAAUCCAAAGAGCCUGAGAACACAAUGCCUUUUGGAAGCCCCUCAAUUGAAGCUCUGCCUUCCAGAUUAUCUUGGCCGAACCAUUUUUCAGGAGCUAUGGAAGGCCAGAAUAGGAGUGAUUUCCUGCUCGAUCCAAGCAGGAGCUACAGUUACCCCAGACAGAAGACUCCAGGCACACCAAAGAGGAACUGCCCAGCACCUUUGACUUUUGACUUCGAUGGGUGCGAGCUCCCUGUGGGGUACUCCCAGCUGUCCCCAGCAGAGUUCAACAUCUCCAGCUGCCCAAAGUCAGCAAGUUACUCUCUAGGCAGCACUGAUGAGAAAACUCUGGGAGACAGCAAUGCAAAGCAGAGUCAUUCAUGUCCUGCCUUACCUCCUCGGGCACCAAAGUCAAGCGAAGAGAAACAAGUUACAGACAUGUGUACUUUGCCACUAAAAAUAGAUGGUGCCGAGGAAGAAUCAAAAACGGAUUCUCCAGACCUCCUGGAAGAUCAAUAUCUGGUUAAAAAGGGCAUGCAGGAUACAUUCUCUGUGUCUUAUCCCUUCUCAUCUCCCCUCCACCUCCAGUUAGCGCCAAGGUCUUGUGGGGAUGGCUCUCCCUGGCAGCCACCCACAGACCUUUCUGGACUCUCGAUAGAGGAAGUGUCUAAAUCACUGAGGUUUAUUGGUCUGUCUGAAGAUGUCAUCUCAUUUUUUGUUACAGAGAAGAUUGAUGGCAAUUUACUGGUUCAGCUAACAGAAGAAAUCCUGUCAGAAGACUUUAAGCUAAGCAAAUUGCAGGUUAAGAAAAUACUACAGUUCAUUAAUGGCUGGCGGCCCAAGAUGUGAUGCUGACUGGUUUUCAGUGGAACUGUAUGAGGUGUGCUAGAGGCACUUCAGCUAAUACAUCACUUCCUGUUUUUUGCACUAAGAGCCCUUCCUGUAAAUAGUAAUAGAAAAAUUCUUAACUAUGCAGAUAGAAGUUUUCGAGUGGUGAACGGUGGGGGUUUUUUUUGUAUGUCAAUAAUAAUGGUAGAGAAUCUGCAGAGGUGUGCCUUGUGCAUCCCUGAAUGUUCAACAGCUGCUAAAAACUGGACACUAAGGGAACUUUCACUCUGUACUCUAUUAAGACUUAGUCAUAUUUAUUACUGAACAAUUUGAUGCUGAAAGACACACACACACACCAAUCCAGUUUACAGUUUUGAGUUAACUGCAAAAAAAUGUAUUUCUUAUGGGAGUAUUUCUUCAAAUAAUAUUUGACAACAUGCUGUGAUUUUCUUUUUCCUUUUCUGCUAACAGUAAGCAUGGUCAGAGAUAGAAAAACGUGGUUUUGACACUACAUCUGAAAAUGUUAAGAAUUGCUGUGAAGUGCCACUAAUACACUGCUCUUGCAGCUUGUUUUUAUUAACAGUGUCUUCAUGACUACCUAUAAUUGUGGGUAUGUUUUCCACCUCACUUUCAGAGAAAAGAGCUUGCUUAGCUUAGUGCCCAAAGGGAAGGGAGAAGGGGGAUUUUCCUACUGAGCCGCUCUGACCUGGCCAACUAAAAGUUUAUGACCUGUAGAUUUCAGAAGUUGCUUUUGUAGUCAGAUAGCUGCAGUCAGUGGCACGACUUCAGGUCAUGCAGCUUUCCUAUGUGGAAUGCGGCUCCCUACACAAACCCUGUCCUCAGUGGCUCCAGCCCCUCACAGCCACAAGGACAGUCUGAGCAGCCUGGUAGCUCAGCCCUUCCAUUUGCCUUGCCCAUUACAUUUCCUCUGUUGUUGUUACCAUCAUCUGAAAAUGUGCUGUGCUAUUCUUGGAGUCAGAUCUGUGUGGGAAGGUGAUAGUACUGCAGGAUGCCUUUGAAAUAAAACAUUGGUGAGGUGCAAAGAACCAGGAGCAGUGCCUGCCACGCAGAUAAGAAGGGGCCCAGUGAGAGUUUGGGCCAUGCCUCAGGAAAUGCUUGUAAUGCUUAAGUUCACCUGUUUCAUUUGCAGUGGGCUAGGAAAAUGUGAAUGUCGAAGUGGAAGGGACAGUAGCUUCAUUGAGAUGUGCAAACUCAACUGCCUGGUUACAAAAACUUGCGGCAAUAGAUGCCAGGCAAAAGUAGCAGCCAAAAGUGAGCUCAGAGAUAGGAAGGAGGCAUAAGACUGCCCCCGGACACCUUUUGAAUUGAAGUGUGGGAAGUCAGAAGUAGGAUUCAUUAUUGGUAGUCCACUGCUGAGUUCUUGUCAUUGGCAGAGCUCUAAAAAAUGUCUAAAUAACUCCAAGGUCCCGAGGUCCCCUGCCUUCAUAGUCAUGAAGGAAGGAUUUGUCCUCAGGAAAGCCUGUAGAGCCCAUCCUCAAUGCUGCGUGUCCAGUACCUUCUGGCAGUCAGAACCAGAGAUGCUGGAGCAGCUUCACCAGCCACAGAGCAGAGCGCUGCCUGGAGUGACCAUCACAGAAUCACACAAUGGCCAGGGUUGGAAGGGACCUCAAGGAUCAUGAAUCUCCAACCCCCAGCCA